Molecule: messenger RNA, 2440 nt
Organism: Ambispora gerdemannii
Lineage: Eukaryota; Fungi; Glomeromycota; Glomeromycetes; Archaeosporales; Ambisporaceae
Source: the annotation of a GenBank genome assembly
AAACUUACUAGCAGCACCCAAUAUGUCCAUCACGCCUUAUAAAAUCGUUGUAUAUCAAUUAAUGCGGAAACUGAAUGAUACUUGUUUUGAGCCAAAAAUCAGAAUAAGGAAGAUUCAACCUGAUGGGAUUUUGAUUCUAAUUGAUGUUGAAUUUCAGUUUCCUGUUAUAAACGUCUGCACUGGAUUGAUACCUUAUUACAAUAAUGAAGUGGCACUACGCGCGACAAUUAUCAACGAGAAAUUUGUACUUAUUAUAUAUUUUAAAAGUAUUGAAUCUUCUCCUGUAAAAUACACUCUUUUUGCAGCAAUAUCUGAUGAAAGCGGCCAAAUUCUAUCAAGUGAUAUACCUCUCGGUGACGAUUUUAAUGUAGAAACUAGUCUACGUAAACCAGUUAUUAUACCAAAUAUUAAUACAGAUCAAGGUUUUUUAAUUGGUAUGCGUACUCAGAAUAUGAGUAUAAGUGCUUGGAGUUUGCUCAGCCCUCCAAAUUAUCGAGGCGAAAUAAAUCGAAUUGCCAAUGGUAAUUUCACUAAUAACAAUUAUACAGUUGGCUUCAUAUUCCAAAUGGUGGAUGGAGGUUUUGGCGCGAUCGCAAGUUCGAGAGUAGGGAACAUUCAAAACAUUACGAAUAUGCAAAUACUUGUUGAACCCAAAUGGGAAGUAUCUGUACGAUUUUUACGGCCAGGUGCCAAAGAAUUCACGGAACCAUAUAUACUAUAUCAAACUAUAGCUGAUUUGGAUGAUAUAAUUACUCGCCCAUGCAACGCAGCCUUUGAUGGGCAAGGAUAUCAAUGCAUCUUGCAAAUAAUAAAAAAGGACAAUCAAACAUUUCAAGGAACUUAUCUCAAAAUUACAUUUCUUUCAACCGGAUCACUGAUAAAGAUCGACAGACUUACUGAUAUUACUAGUUCAAACUCGAUAACGGAUCUUUUGGCAUUACGAUAUGGUGGAUUUAUUUUAUUAAGUUAUGAAUUCAAUCCAAUUGAAUCGAAAAUCCUCUCAGCAAAAAUUUAUGAUAGUGAUGGAAAAUAUAGUGGUAUAUGGGAUUUCCCAGUUAAUACUACUAUAACGAUGCAACCGAUGGUUCACUAUAGUAAUAAAAUUUAUUUAGUCUCAAGCCAAAAUGAACAAGGAGACUAUAUUAUUUUAUCGACUAAUGUCACAAAAUUUAUGCCCACAGAUAAUGGAUAUCAAAAUCCAAAUAUUGUCUCAACGAAUCCUAGUAUCAACGCUAUUAUUCCGACAAACACGACUGAUAUAACAGUUACAUAUACUGAAAAGAUUAAUGUAUCGUCUCGUAGUGUCGCAAUCUAUCAGAUUUAUGGAAAUAACUCAAUUCUUCGACAAAAAACUUCUGGUCAAUCUCUUUUUUGCUAUUCAAUUAAUGAGUAUACAGUAGGAAUUAAAAUUUUGCGCAGUACAUUUAAUCAACCUGGCGCCUCAUAUUAUGUCGUUGUGGAUAGCGAUUUUGUCAAAACUCGUAAAUUCAAUGAAGCAUUAAUUGGAAUUGAGGCUUAUGUUUGGAAAUUUAACUCAACACAAAAAACCGAAAAAUAUGCUGCGUCAGCCAUAGGAUUGCUUCGUCUCACUCUCGAAGGAACCAAUCAGUAUCUCAAUCUCUCACUGGACGAAAAACGGGAUUUCUUAAAUUAUCUUAAAGAAGAUAUAGCACAACCUCAGCUUUUAUUAAGCUUACAGAUUAAUUCUAAUAAUGAUUUAUCAAGCCGUAAUGUCAAAGAAAUCAUACUUGACUUGAAUGCCUUAAUUUUAAAUAAAAAAAUCACUGGAAUCUCUUUGUAUAAUUACACUAAUUUUUUGGAUGAAGAAUAUGGGUUUAAACAAAUACCUAAUUUCUGGGAAGAGUAUCAAUAUGUUGUUUAUAUAACUGGCUCUAUUUUUAUUAUCUUAUGCAUUCUUUUUCUGAUUGCUCGUUAUAAGUACAAAGAGGGAAGAAACUUUGUAGUCUUUACUCUCGCUUUAUUAAUUACAGACUUACUAUUAGAUGUUUUAUGGAUUAUUCGAAAUGGACAUGAUGUGCCGUGGCUUUUUCUUCCAAGUUUGAUAUUUCUUCUGGCUCCAAUCUGUUUUAAUGGAUUGCUUGCCUUUACACUCGUAAUUUAUGAAGUUUCUCAAAACAAUGCUUUUCAUAAAUGGCUACACAAAUACACGACAAUUGCAUCAGUUUUCACUUUGAUAGCAUCAGCGGAUGUGGAGGCUUUGACUGUCUUGUGCUCAAAACUAGCAGGCUUAGAAGCUUUUUCCGCUCAGUUUAUGCAGACCACUGAAUCUUGGAUUUUUUUCGCGCGUUGUGUAAAUUUAUUUAUUGAAGAUGUGCCACAAUUUACUAUUCAGAUUUUAUACCGAAAGAACACUAUCACAUAUGACAUAAUUCCUUACCUCGCGCUUUUAAGUUCUUCCCUAAUGAUUCUCAUAAAUUUA